UCAAAAAUGGCCGCGCUUAGGAGCAAGUGAAAUUUAUCUGACGACGUGACCGCAGAGUCAACGGUGCCAAAGAUCCGCGUUGACAGCUGUUAAAACUAGCAAUCGCGAUGGGUCCUAAGGGAAAAGAGAAAAGAAAAGAAACUAAACGACAGAGAUGGAAGCCUCUUGAUGCCGAAACGAAGCAGCCUACGCAGGAAACUGCACCUGUUGAUUGCGGUGGAGACGCGUCCAAAGCAACGGAAAGCAAAAGCUUGCCCGUCGGAACUACGGCUCCCACACCGAUAGAACCCACGUGCGAUCCUCAGUUUAGGAAGCGGGGGCUCGCCAGUAAUUGGGGCCGGUACGACGAGCCGGUCGAAGUUGAAACCGAGUACAACAGGAAGCGAGGCGAGGACUUUGACCUCCUGCUGAGCGCGUCAGCUGGAGCGAGUGCACACUUUCGCUUCAAGGAGCAACAGGACUGGCAGGACGAACCGGCCGAGCUCAGCGAGUUUCUCUCGAUCGACUGCGACGCGAUCGUCGAUGCACUGCAAACGAUUCCUCUGCACUGAGCGGCUUGGCCUUCCCGAGGACAUUUUCCCGGCCAGUGUUAUACAGGAGUUCAAGGACGAAGCAGCCGCCUGCACCGAAAGGUACGAGGCAUUUCUCCGUACGGGAAAGCGACAAGUCAAGAAAACGCCAGACAUGGGGGAGUCAUUGAAGAACUCUCUGCAAGCGGCCAUAAUAGCAGCGGCCAAGUCAAAGCCCAAGCCGAAAGACGAAGAGGACUUGGAGGAAUUACUCAAUCUCUCCCUCAAGUCCCCUCGGUCAGAUGACUCACGGAAGGACAAGAAGAAAGACGAGGACGAGAGAAACCUCGAGUUCUUGCUAUCGCUCACAGAAGAACAUGAGGAGAAAGAUAAGGUUCCUGCAGCUGAAGAGACGGCCACUACGACUGUUGCUGAACCUGAACGCAAAGUAGUGGAAGAGCCCGUCAAACCACCACCUCAACCCCAGAAGCCAACUGUCGACCUAGAAGAUUGGUUAGACAGCGUUUUACAAGACUGAACGCACGGAAUGUACUAUUUAUAUAAAGCGCUUUAUUUCGCAACAGCAAUCUCUCGGGGCUAGUUCUCGUCACGCUGUGAAGCCUGCUGCUGUCAAUGUCCCUACGUCUACACGAUCAGCACAGAAAAAACAUGGCCAAUCGACAAAUGUUCAGGCAAAAAGUGUCAACGUUUCAAAGAACAGAGUGCGUCAAAGACCAGAAAUCUUUUUCUGAAUGCGAAAGCAUUAUUUGCCCUAUGAAGUUGAAAAUGCAGCAUCUGGCGAGUGUUUGCGUCAACACUCGACGGCGAAAAAAACCCACGUGACCAACUGAUGACGUCAUGCAACUGUCAUUACAUUAUCGUUUCAGUGAUGAUGUAAUGUGACGUCACGCAAUGUCGAAGAAAUACUAAUGGAUCUGGUCAUCACACCAAGACAUGCCGUGCUUUUGCAUUCAACGCACGCAAGGAGACUUAAGGGCCCCUGUAACUUUCUUUUCGGUGUGUCUCUUUUUCUGAUAACUCUCUUUACCGCAAAGAUCAACAAGAAGAACACGACUUAUUUGCUUAUUUGCAGAAUCGACAUCGCUUAUCAUGGUGGCUUUACAACAAAAUGCAAUUGUGUGGCCAUGUCUAUAUACAAGGUCUGUGUAAAGCACUGAGUAAUUGUAUUGGGGAUACCCAUUCAGGUUCCACCAUCGGAGACAAUUUUUCCAAUCGAAGAGAUCCGGCAUGAAGCAGGGCAGGGACAUAUCUACCUGCCACAUGGCGAAGAAUACUCCACAUCAAGAAGUUCACACAGACAGAUUUGUUUCAAGAUUUUAUUCAAAAGCAUUACCUAAUGACUUGCAACAAAAGGACAGAGGUAUCUACACGAAACCCUCUUCGAUGUGCUGCCAACAAAUGUUAAUAAAAGAGGCGAGUCAAUGCAAAGUAAAAACAA
This is a messenger RNA of Rhipicephalus sanguineus (brown dog tick), 1968 nucleotides long. RefSeq lists its product as uncharacterized. The transcript is spliced from 6 exons. NCBI's taxonomy places the organism in Eukaryota, Metazoa, Arthropoda, Arachnida, Ixodida, Ixodidae. The record is from RefSeq and is a predicted model, not a curated record. Bases 523 to 1047 code for a protein of 174 amino acids.